Leptomonas pyrrhocoris is the source of this 2118-nucleotide messenger RNA. RefSeq lists its product as hypothetical. NCBI's taxonomy places the organism in Eukaryota, Euglenozoa, Kinetoplastea, Trypanosomatida, Trypanosomatidae. The record is from RefSeq and is a predicted model, not a curated record. Bases 256 to 2118 code for a protein of 620 amino acids. The transcript has a single exon.
GCAACAGUUGAUAGAAAGCAAAAACACCUACCAGAGAAGAGCCAUAUUGUGUAUCAAAAGAAAGAGUACCCUGUGUGCGUGCGUGUGCGUGUGUGCAGCUUUUGGUCUACGUAGCCAUCGUGGUGGUGCAUCGGGACUCGCACACACCGACAUUCUUCCCCCCUCCACGCUGUUGCCCAUCUGUGUGUUUGUUUUGUUGGGCUGGUAGGCCAGAGAGCAAGUCACCAUUCUCCGCCGCUGCGAAUUGGGUACGUGAUGUCCGCCCAUCGACUCGGAGUGUCCGCUCACUCCGACGAGCAGCAGCAGCAGCAGCAGCAGCAGCCGAAGCGCAACUUGGCUGCCGGCAAGCGUCUCGCUCCCCUUCCACCGGGGCUGCGCAGCCGUGUCCGCGGAACCCCUUCGGACGCCGCAGCCGCCCACUCACCACCACCACCAAGGACGCAGCAGCGAAGCAGCAGCCAGACGCGCUUCAACGAGAAAGACGGCCGUCGCCACCUUCCGCCGGUCUCGCGGGGCGGUCCCUCCUCCUCUUCCUUCUCUUCCUCGGCCCCUGCCGCUGCCUUUGCGUCGACGGCGCCGCCCGCGCGGGACGGCCGCCGGUCCGCACCUCCGACGGCAGCCGACGCAGCGGCAGGCCACAGCCACCGCGCAAGUAACACCAGCGUGAGCUGCAGCGGUGGUGGUGGUGGUGGCGCGUCAGCUGCUGCGGCUGCGGCUGCUGCACCAUCUUCUUCGUCCUCCUCUUGCGCUCCUCCCACGGCGCCGCGGGCCUCCACCUCGGAAGGGAUGCGGCGGCCGAGCCCGUCAAAGGCGGCCGCAUCGGUCAACGUCACGACGCAUGGGGCGAACCGGAGUACGCUAGCCCACGGCGGCGCCACUGCUGCAGCCGCCUCGGCGCGUGUGGAGCGGCCGACGCCACGUGCACCGGUGCUGUCGCGGGCGUCUGCCCGUGCCCCACCACGUGAAGAGAGCACCACCGGCGCCACCCCCACCAACACAGCAAGUGCAGGCGGACAGGCCCUGCAGGAACCGCACGGCGCGACGCCCCCUGCGCACCACGCAGCACCGCCGCAGCCGGCUGCGGAGGUGAAGGUGCACUUCAGCGCGCCGGGGUUUCCGCCGGCGCCGCAUGAUAUGGAGACGCGCUUCUACACCGAUAAAAGUGAAUGGUGCGACGAAAGCGAGCUGCCACCGCUGGUGUGGUCCUUGCUAGACGGCACCUCGUUAGAGGCGCCGCACACCAGCUACCUCUGGACACAGGCCUACCCGCAGCCGGGCGAGCUGCUGCCGCCGCCGCCCUUGCCAAAUACGAAGCCACUCUACCACGAACGAAGAGAGGACAACGCCAGCGACACGCCAGAGCCGUUGCCGCUGCCGCUGCAGCACCGCGACAGCGAGAAGCGCCGCGGCGGGUUCUACGCCUGUGUGCGGUGCGCCACGCCCAUCUGCAGCCCGCACUUUCAAGUCGUACCCGCCGCUCCCGCUCUGCGGGGCAUCGCCGUCUUCAGUCGCCUGCAUCUCAAUGCCGUCGACCUGCGCGUGCGGGCGGCCGGCGGGGACACCACACGUGCGCAGCGCCCGUCUUUCUCGUCCGCCUCGUACCACACGCCCCUUCGCAGCGGCGGCGGAGCGCUGACGUCGAUGAGUGAGGCCGAUGCGCUGCUGCAGGCGGCAGGCGGUGGCAUGCGUUUCCUGGUCCACUGCCACCACUGCGGCGGCUGCCUCGGUGCGAUGUUUAUCGGCGAGAUCACCGCCCCACCGUCAGCCUCACCACCCACGCCGACCGCGGCGCGGGAGCUGCUGUGUGUGAACAGCGUGUGCCUGCGGUACAUGCGGUACCGCACGCGCGCCCCGCUGGACGGCGAGCUGCUCGGGCGCUCGUCAGGGACCACCGCCGCCGCUGCCGCUGCUUCUACUGCAUCGACGACGACGGGUGUGACGAUGGGUGCCCUCUUUGGCUCCCCGCGGUACACGGCGUGGAAUCUGCAGGGGAGGGUUGACGGAGCCGAGGACGCCGCUGACGACGAUAGCGAGCGCGGAGGCGAUGCGAGUUCGUUUGCCGAGUUGUUGGAGUCGCUGAAUCCGUACAGCGGCAAAGGCGACGAUGACUCCGACUAG